UUUUCCCUUCUCGGGCGUUUCCGCUGUUUGAAAUACCGUCACACGACCCAUGGAGAGCCAUUGAUUGAUCGCAGAGCCGCCAUUCCGCCCUCCUCAAUGCAAUGCUGUUCCGAACGCAGUGACCGCAGUGACCCACAACUUGCCUCGGGCUCGGUGGUGCCGUACACGCCGAACCAUUGGUGGGAUGUCAUCUCCUCAUGUCGUACCCGCUCCUCCAGGCAAAGAGGGCCUUCACCAGAGGCCUUGGAAGAGUCGCUGCACAGCGAUUCCGCGCGAAGCAAACGCUUGGUCAGUCGCCACAUUGCGAGUUUGCCCGGGAAGACACACCUUCUGGCGUACUCCAUUGUGCACGACUGUGAGUCUGGGAACAGCACUGGGUCGAGGCUUCCUCGUGCCCACUUUGUGCCCUGCAACACGACUGCGGCCGUGCCGAUUGAGAACGAGAACUUCAAGGGAGAGGUCUUACUCCUAUAUCGGCCCACCGAAGGGCUCGAUCGGGGCCAUCCCUACUAUGAGCACUUCCGUCAUCGGAAGCGGAACUGGGAGCUCCGGCUCCAGGGGAAGUUCAAGAAGGCGCCUCGCGGGCAGUUGUUUGUAGGGGCAGUGCUGCGUGAUUUCAACUACGAUCAGCCAGUGGCCUCUUCAUCAAUCCUUGCAAUGAAUACUGCAAUUACGCUGGUGAAGUACCAGUAUAGGAUCUAUUUCUCCUGGGGAGCACGCUGUCAGGAAGCCUUGCGCACAGACGCUGAACUCGGGCAUGCUGUGUCGGACCUCACGGUCUUUGACCAGAUUAUCAUCACUCCAAAUGGGAGGCCUAUACCUCACAUUUGCAGUGACUUGGACGACCCCAGCGACAAAUACGGGUUGAGUUUGAUGCGGAGAGAUAUGGGUCUCUCUGAGUACAGUAAGAUGAUCCAGGAGAUUGAGGGUACACUCAAUACAGAGGACACCUACACGUUCAGGCUGUGGGGUCCUGCUCCAUUUCUGGAUGUGUUGAAUUGGCAGCUGAAGAUGGGAGCUCGAGUUAGCUUGGACCAUUUUAUGAAGGAUUUUCCGAUCCACGUUUGCAUGUACGACCUGCCAGCUUGUCACGAGAACGGCCAUGGCGAUCCGCGACACUUGGAGUCCAAGAAGCGCUACUACUUCGACUUCAUGGGCUGGAGCAACGUCGUCACCAUUGCUCCGGUUAUUUUUGACCGGUAUGUUUUCCACAGUGCACCAGAAGGGUUCGUGAUGCAGCUCAGCAGGCAGUUCAGCAACAACAGCUUCCAUUCCUUGCCGUCUGGAAGCUUCAUGUCGGUGGAUUCCACCGCCACGCGACCCUUUUGGCGUCGUUGGAUCGACCGACUCAGGUGGAUCCCCAAGUCCACGUGCAACUAUGCCUUUCCACCUUCGCCCAUGCGACUCGCAAACUCCGAGUGAGGCCCGUGGUCGAAAUCUCUUCAGCUGGAUCUUUUGAAAUCAAAGGAUGUUGAAACAUAGGGGCCAUCUACUGCAAAGGCAGUGCCAUCCUGGACAAUUUGUUCGGGAGGGCGCCAGAAUCCAAUCAUCAAAAGAGUUGCAGGCUUGCAUCGCUGGGCUGCCUUUUUCUAGCCGUUUUUCGCUUAG
This is a messenger RNA of Durusdinium trenchii, 1608 nucleotides long. The record is from the annotation of a GenBank genome assembly. Lineage: Eukaryota; Dinophyceae; Suessiales; Symbiodiniaceae.